Falco peregrinus (peregrine falcon) is the source of this 1724-nucleotide messenger RNA. RefSeq names its product transmembrane protein 171 (gene TMEM171). The coding region runs from base 627 to 1628 and encodes 333 amino acids. The transcript is spliced from 6 exons. The record is from RefSeq and is a predicted model, not a curated record. Lineage: Eukaryota; Metazoa; Chordata; Aves; Falconiformes; Falconidae.
GCCCAUGACCCCCCGGGGCGGGGCGGCUCGGCUGGGCGCGGCUCAGUCCUGCCUCGCGCCGCCGCCGCCCAGGUGCGCGCCGCCUGGCGCAGGUGCUUAAAUAGCGGCGCCGGCCGCGCCGCCACAGUCCUUCGCGCCGCAGCCAGUCUCCCUGCAGGUACUACAGAAAAUAGGAGCUGCUUUGUCCUGGCUCUUCUAUACCACCAGUGUGUUGUGUACAAAGCAUCUCACCCACAUGUGUGGGACCCUUCACAGCCUGUUGUUGAAGCUACAUGCUGUCUUAGUUGCCUGCAUGGCAUCCAACCAAUGAGUUACCAGACUUUGCUUUGCAAGCUUUUCUUUGUGUCCAGACACGCUUUUGGUGUCCUCGCAUCCAACUGUGGCAUCAGGACUCUUCCCCCUGCCAAAAGAGAAGCCCAAAAUCUUCUGUGUACUAGCUCUUGCAGCUGUAUAGGACAGGAAACUGAUUUAAGGAGAGAAACAGAAAAGUCUUCAUAGCCGGUGGAAGGAGAAGCAAGAUUUAUAUGCUUUGAAAAGAUCUACUGUAGUUUUCUGCCACUUAAUGGUAACGGGGGGAAAAAAAUCCAAAAAAAAACAACUCAUCUGCUUGAGGAGAUUCUCUUGUAAUGUAUCCAGUGGCUGUUCCUGCAUCAGGAGGUGAAGGAAAUAAUGGACAACAUAGGAAACUUAUUUUUUUCCUUUUUGUUUUUGGAGCUGUGUUGCUUUGUGCUGGAUUCCUGCUUUCAGUCUUUAUUCUCCAGUCAUGCCCAUCUGGAACCUUCAGUGACUGUAAUGAGGUCCUUAAGGCUGCUGGGCCUGUGCUGGCUGUAACUGGACUGGUUUGUGUUUUACUGGCACGAUCAAGGGCCAGGUUGUAUAUAAGACAAAGACAAUUGCAAAAUGAGCAGGUGUACAGCCUUGUUUUUUGUCAAGGGAGCUGUCAGUUUGCCCAGUUUCUCAUAUUUGGAUUCCUGUUUUUAACUAGUGGUAUGCUAAUUAGCAUCCUGGGCAUUUGGGUUCCUGGCUGCAGCCCCGGUUGGCACACCAUACAGCUCAACCACACCGGCAGUUCUGAUGUGGACCUCCAGGGCUGUGGAUUCCUGUCACUUCAAAUCAUGGGACCUUUGAUUGUGCUCACUGGGUUGUGUUUCUUCGUGAUAGCUCAUGUUAAAAAGAAACAAACCUUAAAUCUCAACCAAGAAUCCUGCGAAAGUGAAGAACAUCCUCAGAGCCCUGAAUCUUUUCAGGUUACAGUAGGUGAUACUGUAAUGGUAUUCCCACCUCCACCGCCUCCUUAUUUUGCUGACCCUGUGUCACCAACUGUGACACAUUGUCUUAUGUCAAGCGGCUUGCCUACAAGUGAAAGUCCUCCACCAUACCACUCUAUCUUCAGUAAUGGAGCACAGCUUGCAGAUGAUGAAAGAACAGUUGCUGUUAGAGACUAUGAAACCAUAUAUACAAUUUCUGGAAGCAGCUCACCUUCAGACAUUUUACCGAUGCUUUACCUCUCCUCUGAAUCACCUCCAAAAUAUGAAGAAAAAGCAUCAAUAACAAGUAAUGACUAUUCUCCAUGUUCUUCUUCAUCUUCAUCAUCUAUUUCCUUAGCCACAACUGACACCAGCUCAUAGAGAACUGUCAGUUAGAUUUAAUUUUAAAUUAAAUUGUACACUCAGAUUUAGAAUUUUUGAAUUUAUUUACAUUUUGUAAUAAAACCAAUAAUGUUG